Tilletiaria anomala UBC 951 is the source of this 3026-nucleotide messenger RNA. RefSeq lists its product as uncharacterized. Lineage: Eukaryota; Fungi; Basidiomycota; Exobasidiomycetes; Georgefischeriales; Tilletiariaceae. Bases 199 to 2610 code for a protein of 803 amino acids. The record is from RefSeq and is a predicted model, not a curated record. The transcript is spliced from 3 exons.
CGGAGGGAAGGCUAUAGGUCCACGAUAGACGGAGCCAAGCCUCGCAGCGUUGGCUAUGCACGAUGGUCAAGUACUAGACGAAGAACGGAUUACGACCGCACAAACGCACGCACGAAAGAACAGGGCCCGAUCCACUUACUUGGAGCCGAAUGGGCCUGCCCCCUCCGCCAGCUCUGCAUCUCGAACUCGCACCUCAGAAUGAAAGGAAAGCACGACUCCGACCAAGGCCACGACGAAAUCCACAGUUCCAUCAUGCGCAAGCAACCUACGUCGACUGCUAGCAGCCUCAAUGCCCGCAGAUUGGCCAGCAGAUUCACCAUAUCAUCCUUCGUCUCGCUGUUCCUCCGCGCUUUUUUGAUCCCCAUCAUCGUAUGCGGCGUCCCAGCUUGGCCAGUGCUGGGUAUGCUGUGCAUCGUUCCCAUCGUCGGAAUGUUCACCGUGCCGAUCUUCCUGCUACUUACGGUAACGCUGAUGUACAGCAUCGCCUGGCUGUCUUAUCUUGUCCUGGCGCAGUCUGACCCGCCGCCCGCGCCGUCGCCUUCAUCGCUGCUAGCGAACGCAACCUCCUCUUUGUCGAACGAAAGCGGAGCAUCUGGAGAUUCGCCAGCGUCGGGCAGCAGCAGCAAUGGCAACGGGAGCAGCAGCACGCACUAUCUCCCCUUUCUGCCAUACUCGCCGCUGCGCUGCCUCAAGAUAAAUUGGGCAGCCCUGCAAUACGCAUCGACGCUAUUGCGUGUCGCGCUCCCUGCCAUCUUCGAUUGGUCCUAUCGUCGAGUCAUGGUCCUCGGAUCGCAGGGCGGCGGCGGCAUCGUCAAGGAGAACAUCCUGUACGGCUCUCCUUCCCCAGGCAAGCGCCUUGACGUAUACAUCCCACCCGCUAAGCCAAGCCUCGCGGCAGCGCAUGAAUUUGAGCCCAGCGCGACGGCACACUCGUAUGCCGCCUCGUCCACGUCGGCACCGUUGCAUGGACAAGGCACCGCCGGGAACGCGAGGAUGCGCAAGCAUUCAACCAUGCAAUUCAACGAGCCGCCUUCUGCUCCACUUGGUUCCCAGAAGCGACUGAAUGGGCAAGAGCCACAUGACCCCAACUCAGGUGCUGGCCCAGCAGCAGCAGCGGUCAUAGUUCUGUUGCCAUCCCUGAUCCCGCCUCUGAGUUGGACGUCAAAACGCAAGACGUACAUGCAGCUCGCGCUACGUCUGCGGCGGAUGGGUUACUGCGUUGUCGUGCCUGAGUUGACGUACUUCCCUGCCUCGCGCAUCAAGGCCUCCGUCAUCGAUCUGCGCAUCGUUCUGCACUGGGUCGACGAGCACAUCGCUCACUACGGCGGCGACAGGCAUCGGAUCCACCUCAUGGGCCAUGGGCUCAGCGCGCAUCUCGCGCUUCUGCUCAUCACACAGCAAGCCGUCGUGCUGAGCCGGGAAAAGUUCCUCGAUGAUGCAUGGGAGCGCGAGCAGCAGCAAGAAGAGGAAGCAGCCAGGCUGUAUGCGGCGCGUCGCAACGACUACGGCGAAAACGGGCAGGACGGCAACCGCCCUGAAGAGGACGACGACACAGAUGCGCGACUCUCCCCCCCCGAAGAGGGCGCCAAGGUGCGUGGUGACAGAGCACAGAAAGGAGCAGGAGCAGGAGGCGAGCCGCUCAGCCAGAGCUCGCUCGCACGCCACGAGGCGGAGCUUGCACGUCAGAAACAGCAAGAAGAGCAGGCAGCACAGCACAAGCAGCCGCGGAGGCAUACAGCUGCACGACAAGGGAGCGAGCACAGUAACAGCUGGGUCGAUGAGGAUCUGUUCGAGCCGAACAGCGCAACGGCGAGGGACGGUGGACUUUUGACGGAACAAGAGGGAAGUUCUAGCAUUUUGCCUCCUGGAAUGGUCUCGACUGGGAAGGAGAAGCCAGCAGGUGUGUCCACUCUCCCUUUUCCUGCGGACAACAUCACUGGCGCUGCGAUGAGCUCGGAGCCGAAGCGCACCUAUCCGCGGUGCGGCAGUCAGCAGGAGCAGCGUCUGCGCAAUCACCGGAACUCGACAGCGGCACUGGCUGCUGCGGCGCAACUGAACAAUCACGCCGGCAGUCUUAUGUACGGAAAAACUGGUCUCCCUCCGCAGACACUCUCGGAAGCGGAAGCAGCGAUCGGUCAGGGUUUGCGGCAGGUCUCGAUCUACGGUGCACACAUCCCCGUGCCGCCUGUUGCGGGUGUGAUUCUGCUUGCUGGAAUCUCGGACGUCAUCAAAGGCUUCCGCAGCGAGAGUGAACGCGGCGUCGAGCACCUCAGCGUGCUCCGACGUGCUAUGGGUCCUGGGCACACGAGCUGUCUACUGCAUAGUCCUGCGCAUCUGCUGUAUGCCGCCAAGCAUAUUCUCGACAUUGGCCUGCUGCCGCCCAAGUUCUUGCUUAUCCAUGGCGGCCGCGAUGCAGUGGUACCUAUCGAGCAGUCGACGCUGCUCAAGACGCUGCUGGUUGGCGUCGGCGUCGAGCACAUCAAGCUUCGCGCAUACAGGGAGCUGGGCCACGUUGAAGCGCUCGCAGCGUGCUUCCUCGGUAUGGGCCAGAGUUUCACGAGGUACAGGAAGAGCAUCCUUGCGGAUCUGCAGGGUUUCGUCCAGCUCUGAGCGAGUGAAGUAGGUUACGCUGAACUGGCGUGGGGUUUGAUGAGAGGUGGCAUUCCACGCAAAGGAAGGGAAGCUAUUCGCUGAACAUGGGCUGAUGAGGACCUCGGGCGACACAGCCGCCAAAAGUGUCUCACGCAAUCUUGCUUCCAGGCAUACCACGCUCUGACGUGCUCAAGCCGAGCUUGACACUGAAAGGUGCAGGGCGCUCCGUAGUGGGCGAAAAAAAUGGGGUAGCCCACCCAGACCGCCGAAAAGGGUGUUAGGACUGUAGUGAUUUGUAGCGGCAAAACCAGUUGCCCAAGAUUUUGCAAGGCGGCUAAGAUGAAGGAAGGAGACAAGUCUGAAGAGGUGCCCCCUUGAACGAUGGCAUUGGCAUGUACUAUGUUUCCGGCACGCGUACUUCAAGUCGAGACGUU